Exophiala mesophila is the source of this 3132-nucleotide messenger RNA. RefSeq lists its product as uncharacterized. Gene Ontology annotation, molecular function: transcription cis-regulatory region binding; zinc ion binding; DNA-binding transcription factor activity, RNA polymerase II-specific. The record is from RefSeq and is a predicted model, not a curated record. Lineage: Eukaryota; Fungi; Ascomycota; Eurotiomycetes; Chaetothyriales; Herpotrichiellaceae. Gene Ontology annotation, biological process: positive regulation of transcription by RNA polymerase II. Gene Ontology annotation, cellular component: nucleus. The coding region runs from base 1006 to 2988 and encodes 660 amino acids. The transcript has 2 exons.
CAUCAUCAAGGUUCAGUAUAUCAUGCUUUCUCGAGUGACUUGGGUUCCCGACGAGUUCGAUGGUGCUGUUGGCUGGUUGCUUCAGCCAGAGGACUCAGCAAGUGGACUGCCUGAGACCGCCUGAGACGCGCUUCAAGUGUCCAUACUCCCGUAUCUGGCUUCGCGGAUUCUCCAAUUUGACUCAAGCACGGCGCCAGACUGAGGUUCCUUCGUCAGAUCCUCGCAUGGAUGGCCGAUCUACUUGCCUGGUGGCACUUCAAUGGACUAUAGCCUUGGAGAGUCAUCAGAUCGACUCGGUCCCUAAGUUUUCUUUCAGUACUGGCUUUGUACUGAGGACGCGUCCUGGGUCUGCCACAUCGCACAAGGAGGAACGAAUGGCGAGGUAAUCACGUGCAGCGGACCUUAUCGCACACCUCAUGACAGUCUCCAUCGGCCAACUACCCAUCUAAGGUAGGUAGAAAUCCACGGACCGCUCCACCGCUCUGAUAUCCAAACCUUGGUACAACCUUGUCUGUUCACGUGCACAAGGCGAAGACACCCCUCGAGUCAGGCUGAAUAGCACACAUCUCGCUCCGAUCAGGCCGCUCAGAAUCUCCCGUCUCUAGCGAGCACGCUAUUGACACUCGAGUGGCUCUCUCCGGACGGCGCCAUGCCGUCUCCUAAUGCCCUCUCAUACGGGGAUGACUCGACCAGACUUGUCUCUUUAUACGUCUUGGAUGGAGCCAAGCAAUGCCGGACGAGGUGCGAUGGGCUCUCUGAUCUUGUCCUCGACAACUGGGACGGUGCUUCGGCGUAACCAGAAUGGGGCUGGAACUCUACUCUGGAGUGACAGGUGGCCGCCUCUCCACUCUCUCCACACCCCCUUCAUCGUCUAUGGCUCCGCGGUUUGGACGGACCAAAGACUUCAGGCACCCUGCUAGCUUCGGUCGUGAACUUCUUCUCUGACUACCUUGUCUUCACCACCACCUUAGACGUCUUUCCACCAGACCUUCGGACUCCGCGACCAUGAGAGGCGGCAUCAGACGGACACGUACGGGGUGUGCGAGGUGCAAAGAGAGGAAACUCAAAUGUGACGAGACCCGUCCAGGCUGCAUGCGGUGCGAAAAGAGGAACUUCGUCUGCCCGGGCUAUGGGGCAAACAGCGUCAACAGUGAGAUUCUCACUUACGACGAUUUCAACCUGGUGGGCAGAGGGUUAACCGAGGCUUCGACGAGCUUUUCUGACGCCACGGGCUCGGGGCCGUGGUCGAACGCAGGCUUUGGAAAGAUGUCCCCACGGUCGCCCUCGCCCUCUCUCGAGGACUACAACGCCAGCGACAUGAUAACCAGCGCGGAUCGUGCUCUGUUUGCUUUCAUGACCCUGUCGCCACUUCAACAAGACUCGUCGAAUUCAUGGCCGGCCACGAGCUAUCCGCACCUCCUGAGUGAGCCCCUCCCUACGACCUGCAGCGACUCCAUCGCCCAUUACAGUCCCGAGCUCGCCACCAGCAACCCCGAGCAGAGCUUAGUGACAUACCAACCGGGAAGCCGGGUUGACACAACCCUCGAAGGCGUGUCUAACACGUCGCGAAAGGAGAACGACGGCCAGCAGCGAAACGUCCAUAACACGCCCCAAGUCUGCACCAGAAUCACCAACAACUAUAGCUCCAUGCUGGCCGAAUUCUACUUCAAGGAGGUCGCUGGGCUCUUUUCAUGCUACGACAGCCAGUUGAACCCCUUUCGGACCACGGUGUCGAAACUCUGGCAGUCGUCCACUCCGGUCUUCUACGUGGUCCAGAGUAUGGCAGCGGCCUGCCUGUCGGACGUGUUCCCUAAGCUGCACGCCACCGGCGCCCUAAUGCGUGAUCGGGCGGCGGCCUGUGUCGAAGCUGACAUCCGAGACUCCAAGAUCGAUACGGGCACCUUGCUGACCCUGAUCAUGCUAGGCUUGUCCGCCAGCUGGCAUCGGGCCGGGGACCUGGGCCAGGAGGAGUUCAAACACGCCCACACCAUCCUGACAGAGAUCAAGUCGGGCAAGAACGCCUCGAUUCUCGAGCACGGCAACACGCGUAACCUACAGUUCUUCCAGGAGGCCAUGAUCUAUUGGGAAAUGCUGCUCUCGUACGUGAGCGACGUGUCGACUUCGGCACCGCCGUCGACGGACCCGGUGCAUGGCCCCGCGCCGCCCAGCCGCACGGAGGGCAGCGACCCCCCGGAGCCUAACUUCCCUCAUCCCUGGACGGGGGUCGGGCGAGAAGUACAGACCCUGGUGUUCGAGGUCGGGCGUCUGGUGAGGCGGGAACGCCAUCGCAUCCGCAACCGGCCGUAUUUUACGUCGCUGGCUGAUAUUAAUAAUGGCCGCAAGGCCGUGGAGACCGCCCAGGCGUUGGCGGACCGUCUAUGGAAUCUCACACUACCGACCGAGGAAACCGUCAUCUCUCCAGGGGACGCGCAGACGCCGGUGCAGCACCUACUAACCAUCGCUGAGGCAUACCGGCUGGCAGGCCUCCUACAGCUAUACCGGGUGUUCCCCGACCUCCUGGCUGGGCAUAAAGAGGACCUAGAGCAAGACGAGGGCGAGCCUGGGUCGGCGUGGAACAUGUCGGAGGAGUUUAUCCAUAAGAACUUUACUAGCAUCGCCCUGGAGAUCGUGGACCUGCUAAGGACAAUCCCUACUGAAUCCCGCACCCGCUGCGUCCAACCGUUUCUGCUGGUGGCCGCGGCGGGAGAACUCCGCGCCGUAUCGUGUUCACCGGUCGCGACCCCAACCAGCAGCAGCGGUGGACACGGGGACAAGCCUGACGAGAUGAUAUCGGCCAUCCGGGUGUUUGAGGCGCGCAAGUUUAUCACGCGCCGGCUGUCCACCUUUGAGCAUGUACUGCCAGCCAAGCCCAUCCGACAAAUGAUGGAGAUCGUCAACCAUACGUGGAGCCAGCUCGAUGUAGGAUUGGCCAAUGUCUACUGGAUGGAUGUCAUGAUUGAGAAGGGUUGGGAGACCACUAUGGGUUGACUAUUGUUACUGUAGAAUGGCUAGAGCCCGACUCGCUCAUCCGGGGGGUCGAGGACUCGGAAGUAGCAGCAUUACCUAUAAUCCGAUACGCCCCUCCACAUGGGUGCCCACUGCUCGCUCCUGCUCCAUGCUCAACCAGCGGGC